This is a messenger RNA of Poecilia reticulata (guppy), 2656 nucleotides long. RefSeq names its product RNA polymerase I and III subunit D (gene polr1d). The record is from RefSeq and is a predicted model, not a curated record. Gene Ontology annotation, cellular component: RNA polymerase III complex; RNA polymerase I complex. Gene Ontology annotation, molecular function: protein dimerization activity; DNA binding. Gene Ontology annotation, biological process: transcription elongation by RNA polymerase I; transcription by RNA polymerase III. NCBI's taxonomy places the organism in Eukaryota, Metazoa, Chordata, Actinopteri, Cyprinodontiformes, Poeciliidae.
UUAAUUUCUGAAAGAAGAAGUGGCAGUCCUCGUUCUUUCUACCUAUCAGACAAAGCUGAGGGUUGAAAGCCCACAGGAGCAUAUUGACGGACGUAGUAUAGAAGCAUGGCCGGGGAAGGCGAAAAGAAACCGGUGCUUGAAAUGGUCCAGGCUGACGGGGCCGAUGACGGCUGCGUGACGUUUGUGAUGCACGAUGAGGACCACACGCUGGGCAACUCCCUCAGAUAUAUGAUCAUGAAGAAGUCAGUGAUCCCGGAAGUGGAGUUCUGCGGCUACACCAUCACGCAUCCAUCCGAGAGCAAGAUCAACUUCCGUAUCCAGACGCGAGGAGGCGUUCCUGCGGUGGAGCCGCUGCGGAGCGGCCUCAACGACCUGCAUGAUGUUUGCCAACACGUCCUCAACACCUUCCAGGCGAGAGUUGCCGAGUUUAAAGAAGGCCAGGAGCAACCUAUGGAAUAAACAUCGGAAACCUUAAAGAUCCAACUUCACUCAACUCCUUCGCUCCUCAGACGUCCGGGAAGUUUUCAUGUCUUAAAUACUUGUACAGUUUUUUUUUUUUGUUUUUUUUUAUGUAAUCAUGCAAGGGAUUCAUAACAUGCGAUAAACACACAUCAAUGUUGCGUUUUGUUCCCAUGCUGCCUGGCUGGCGAGUAAAAACACUUGAAAUGAUAAAAACUGGCCUAUAAGAGCUCUCCUUCCUUCACUCGGGCGUCGGACUCGUUCUGGGACGUUUCACUUCACGACUCGUGACGGUGUUUUCGAACGUCUGAAUCUCCUGACGGGAGCGAGGAAAGUUCUGGAAGCUGAUAUGUCCUUAUUAGUGGAGGAAUGCGGUGCCAGGCACUUCAAACUGAGCGGGAGGGACAGCAGGUCAAAGGAGGGAGGAGGGAAAAAAGUGUGAAUAAUAAGCUUGAAGUCGGUCGACGAUAAUCGCAUCACAUGUUCAGAAUGUUUCAAAAAAAGACUCGUUUAACAAAAUAUAUGGGCGCUGGAAGAUUUUAGAAGAGUUUGCUGCGGCUGGGAUUUUGGAGAAAUAAAGUGUUUUUCUGGCAGAACCACAUGACUAGAUCGAUACCAUUACGUCUGUCAGGUAACAAAGCUGGAGCCAGGGGUGGAAAGCUUUAUGUAAACAGCUGGAAUCGUGGGAAACUGAUCGUUUUAUGUUAAAUGCUUAUAUGAAAAAUCCUUUUGGAAGAGAGGUCAUCUUUUUUUCCUCCUACUUGCCUGAAUUUAAAAAAACAAAUCUCUUCUUCUCUUACACAUUUCCUCUAAGUUCAUCCAUCCAUCGUCUUCCGUUUGUCCACGAUCAGGUCGCUGGCUGUAAAAAGGGCAGGAAGGAUACUAGAUUAGAUUCCAAGUUGUUUAGGCAACAAACGCCUGCCAAGAAGUGAAAAAUCUGACUUUAGCAGCUUUUUUAUCAACAGUAACAGAGUAAAGUUGUUCGGUGCAUCUGGAACUCAGCGGCUUUUGCCUUAAAGCAACAAAGGAGAAAUUAAAGCCACAUAUUAUAAAACUGUUUGUUUCUGUAUAGUUGAAACUGGAAUCUGAGUGUUGGAGUGUUUUUUAUUCUACUUCGUCUGAGAUCGCUCUUUAUGAUUUGAUUUAAAUAUAGAAAUACACAAUCUGUCAGAUGCGCUGGAAAAGGUCGCCAAGAUUUUAUUUUUGUAUUUUUGUAAAUGUUGGAUGGAUGCAUCUCAAAUUUGAUGAUCAUCAAAAGUUUGUUCAUUUUAGUAAUUCAUUUACUGAUUCUCAAAUCUGUAUAGCUAAGUCAAGUCAACAUUUCUUCCCCUAAUCUGAGUAAACGAUGUAUUUUUAAAUCCAUUUUCAGAAAGAAAUCUAUCAUAAACUGUAAAAACAGAACGGUGCAAAUUAAAAUUGAGAACUUGACUUACCAAAACCACUCCAGUUCUAUCAGAAACGGACCAGAAUUUGAAACAUUACUUGGAAUAUUUGAACCAAGUCGUACAGUAAAAGGAAAUAUAUUGAAUUUUAUGUUGUAAAACUGUUUUCUUCCUCGUCAUCCUGCAAAUAGAAAUAACUUGGGUGACCCUGUUCAGUGAUUGGAUCAUGUGGUUUCUUACACAUCUGGUUUCAACUGUAUUCAUGUUUUUGGCAGAUGUGCAUGCUGCUAUCAAGGCCAUUUUUUUCUUUUUCUUUUUUAAAGCAGUUGUUCAGUACACAGCAGGUAACAGUUAGUGCUGAUCAGCAUUGAAUUUUGUUUUAUGUUGGAGAGCAAGUCUUUAGUUUUAAUAGAUUAUUUUUUCGGUUUGUUUUCGUCGCCAUUGGAGUCGGUUACAGACUGGUGCACAUGAUGACAGGACUCAAAAAGCCAGUGUUUGUUUUUCAAAAAUAACAAUCUUACUGAUCCUGAAGGGACUUUAGAGUUAAAUGUGCCAGACGUGCAAGGAAAUGAAAUUCUUAAACCUGUCCCAAUUUCAAAACAACCCCAAUCGGUCUGGGACUGGAACAAGACCGAUUGGGCGCUCCAUGGACAGGCGGCGCGCCUCGUCUGUCCCAGGGGCCGAGCACCGAGGCAGGGUUCAGAUCUCUACGUGAAGUGGAUUGUCUAACGCCUUACGUGUUUGUUUUUUGUGUCACAAAUUUCAGGAUUUAGUGCAAGUGAAAUAAAGAUCUACAUUUCGACUUAUUCGAAACA